Bradysia coprophila is the source of this 855-nucleotide messenger RNA. Its product is annotated as high choriolytic enzyme 1-like. Gene Ontology annotation, molecular function: zinc ion binding; metalloendopeptidase activity. Gene Ontology annotation, biological process: proteolysis. The record is from RefSeq and is a predicted model, not a curated record. Lineage: Eukaryota; Metazoa; Arthropoda; Insecta; Diptera; Sciaridae.
GAACUGUUGAUUGUCAUUCUGUUGAAAAUGUUUAACGUUGUUGCUUGUUGCAUUGUGGCAAUUUCUGUUGCAUUGGCAGUCGGCUCACCCGUUCCAGUUCCCGUCGGUUCAGGCAUUUACCAAAAUUUCUUUCAAGGAGAUAUCAAACUAUCAAACAAGCAGAAAGCAAUUUUGAGUGCCCCGAAAAAUGAUAGUAGCAGAACUGGCUGGACUUAUCCGUCGUUCAGAUGGCAAAAAAAUGAAUUAGGUCACGUCAUCGUUCCAUUCAAUGUCGAUGCACGUGAAGGAUUUACUGGCAGUGAAAUUGAAUGGAUGAACGCUGAAUUUAGGACGAUUGAAGCCCGAACGUGCAUAAGAUUCGUUCAGCGAACUACUCAGCCAGAUUUCGUCGACAUUAUAAACGGUGAUGGAUGUUGGUCAUGGCUUGGUAGACAGGGUGGACGACAAGAAAUGUCCAUAGGCAGAGGUUGUGUGUCUCCAGGUAUAGCUGUACAUGAAGCCGUUCAUGCAUUGGGAUAUGAUCACAUGCACAACGAUGUUGAACGGGACAGAUUCGUGCGCAUUUUGUGGCAGAAUAUCGAUCCCAAUUUUCACUUUGCAUUUGACAUUGUCGAUCCGCAAUGGUUUAGCAAUUUCGGUACACCAUACGAUUUGAGGUCGGUCGUUCACUAUGCGCGGUGGGCUUUUUCGAACAAUGGCUUAGACGCCAUUCAGACGUUAGAUAGCAGUUACAUUGAUAUCAUCGGACAGACUCGUCUUAGUGACGGGGAUGUGUUACGUUUAAACAGAAUGUACGAGUGCUAGGUGACAGGAUGAUUAAUUAUAAUAAAACUCUCUGAAGAGCUACAAAACUUA